Debaryomyces tyrocola is the source of this 3375-nucleotide messenger RNA. The record is from the annotation of a GenBank genome assembly. NCBI's taxonomy places the organism in Eukaryota, Fungi, Ascomycota, Pichiomycetes, Serinales, Debaryomycetaceae.
AUGUUAGGGCGAUUAUUUAAACAGAACCAACAGGGGCCUAAUGGCCCCAACUCAAGUGGAAAUAGCAAUUAUAUAAACCCAAAUGGGAAUGGCAAUACCUACGGUAAUAGUUAUGGUGCAAAUCAACAACCAAAAAACGGCCCCAUCACCAAUCCGAAUACGAAUUCUUACCAGAAUGUAAAUACGUUCGAAGAUUCAUAUUCUAGAGAGAUUUUAUAUGGAACUUCUGAUGUUUUACAGCUUAAGCCGUAUCAAUUGAACAAUAAAUUUUUCCGAAUAAUAAUAUCGCAGGAUGGAGGAAAUUUAAGGUCAAAGCAGGUGUUGUACGAUUCGGCAGCUCAGAAUAAUGAUAACCCAGGUGUUAUAGCAAGACCUCCCCCAAUGUCAAGAAAUAAUAGUUCUAAUAAUUUAAAUAGCAAGAAUAUCUUGACAUCAAAGAUAUAUCAUAAUGCUAGUGAAUUAAAUGAUUAUAUGUUUGGAUGCGGGCUACCUUCAAAUGAGACAUAUAGUACGACUAAAAUACAUAUUUUGCCAACAUUGAACAAUCUGACCUAUGGAUCAAAUCAGUCUAUACUAAUUACCAGGCUUUUUCUGAUAUCAGAUAACAACGAUUCUCAGAUUUUUAGUGAGAGUUUUCAAUCGCAUUGGAUGCCACGCCCAGCACUUCCUAUUAAGGAAACAUCAAUUAAAAACGAUGCCUUCAAUAUAGCUCAUGCAAAAGCAAAUAAUCCUGAUACAGGUUCUACAAGUAAAUCAUCCAAUAGCAUUAACAGCCGGUUUUCUAUAGGCUUAAUUAUACCGCUUGAAUCUGUAAAUGAUCAUUUGAAUGACGUUAUUUUUAAUAACUGGGAUGAAAUAUCGCAUUAUCUUAUAGUGUUACAAAAGCUAAUAAUUAAAAAAUUGAUACUAACUUUGAAUAAUAGUGUGAAUGAUUUAAGUCUUUCCAGCUUGAGCUUACAGAAUAAUUCUCCAAAUCAUACCCAUAUUUAUUGCCCUUACAUUGUAAAUAAGAGAAUCCAAUUUCCAAGUUAUCUUUUGCAGAAUGAACUAGAUUUGAAUAGUCAACUUAUCAAGUUAAUUAAGUUGAUGCAUUACAACAGUAACGUUCCAAAAUUAAUUAAUUCAAAUUCACUAAUGAGAUCCUCUAUGACUAGCUCUUCAAAAGUAAAUCCUAUGCUUUUAAACUGGAUUUCAGAAGUGGUAAAUUGGCUACAAUUUAAAGAUGGCAGAUCUAUGAGUAAUGACAUUAACCCACAAAUGCAUAGUAGUUUUAAUAAUAAUUCUCAGUUCCAAUAUAAUAAUACUACUAGUACUUUAAAUUCAUUGUCAGUUCAAAGUUCUCCAAAUAUCAAUACUUUGAAUGUUUCUCCCAACACAGAUACGGCAGUUACUAAGACAUUUUUGGCCAGUUUAUUAGCUUUAUUAAUCCCAUUAAGAAAGCUGUUGACUAUGAAGCCAUUUAGUAUUUCUAACGACUGCGAUAAUACACGGGAAAUAACGAGAGUAAUAGUUAUGACGGGGAAUCCAGUAGUUGCUAAGAAAUUAAUUUUUAUUAUAAACGGGCUAAUUCCUGAUAAUGAAAUGCUUUCAAUAUUGGAUGACUACGAGGACGAGAAAUCAGAUAUAUCUGAGAGUAUAGAUGAUACUAAGCCAGUGGAACAUUCAAUUGGUAAAAUACCUGAAAAUAAGAGUUGCGAGGAAUUCCUAGAUGAGAAUAGUUUUAGUAAUGAUUCCCUUACUACACCUUCUAUACAACAUAAACUAUUUAGUUCCACAGGUGAUAUGAACAAUAUUAACACAAUGGGUGCAGCAAAACCUGUUCCCACUAGACCAAUACCAAUUAAAUCGUCGACAGCUAGUUCAUAUAGUUCUUCUGAUAAUUCACCAACCCAUAAUACAUCAGUCAAAGGUUGGGAGAUACCUCACAAGUCGUCAGCUAGUACUACUACAACUCCUCUUAAGUCAAGAGUUGAAGUUGGAACCAGCGUUAUUCCUAUUGCUGAAAAGACUCCAGCUAGAUCGUCGCUUUCGAAAUCAUCAUCUAUGGCGUACUUAUCAUCUUCUUUGACUUCAUCUCUAUCGUCAUCGGCAUCAAACUAUUCAUUAUCAAAAUUAGGUGGGAGCUUCAUGGAGAAAUGGAAAAACUCAUUUUCUAAUACGCAACACACAAACCCAAACUUGAACACAUCUAAUAGCCAAACUAAUACCCUGCUUGGAUUUAAUACAGAGAACCAUGAUUUACUUCCUCCAUCUUUGGGUAACCUAUCGAAGAGAAAUUCUGUUCAUUCUUUAAGAACCCCAUCACCAGCGGUUGAAAUAGAUGAAAACCUGCCCUAUCAUAAUAAUUCUUCAAAUGUUGGUAAUAUCCCGCACAAUUCCUCAAGUUCUACUAAGAUGGCGAGAGCAAAUUCAAUGUUUGAUUUAUAUAAUAAUAAUAGUAGUUAUAAAAGAAAUGGUAUUGGUAUAAUACAGGAAGAAGGAAAACACCUGGGGAUGAAAAGAUCCAAUACAAGCAUCUAUACACCUGCUUUACGUGAUACUUACAAAUUGAAGAAUAUUAAUGACUUUAACAGAAAUAUUAUCAGAUCUAAGUGCUCUCUAAUUAUGAAAGCUCAUAUCUCGGUGGGCGAUUCUAUUGACAAAACCCUAGACAUCAACUCUGUAAUGGAGAAAAAUGAAGAUGAAUCUGAUAGCUGCUAUGAAGAUGAAAGCACGAUAACAUCAAGCACAAAAAUAAAUGAAAUUGCACCACUUAUUAAGCACAGACCACUAUUCCCAAAUGUUGCUUUCGCCGAAGAGUUUCGACCUGAAUUUAUUCUCCAAUCAUGCCCAAUAAAUUCAAAAUUAGAAUCACAGGUGAUGACAUCAAUGAAAAAUGAUUUAUUGUUCUACCAAAACAAUUGUCAGUUUGAGAAAGUAAUAUCAAGAUCAGUAUUUGUAAGCUUGAGAGCUAGGGAAAUUAAAGUAAUUGAAAUGAAUGUUGGUGAAACUGGCAGUGGAAAGGUUGAGACCAGCCCGAGUAGCCAGGCAUCUAGCAAUUCCGGAACACCCCUCGGCUCACUACAAGAAUCUCAAAAGCCUUCUCUCCAAAGUGCCCUUACAAAAGGUAUCAGAAACAAUAAGAGUGACCAGAACGAACAUACAAGACGUAAUUCUAUACCGUCUAAUAGUACGUCGAGCUAUAAGACUAUGAUCAAGAAGAUCUUUAGUCCAACGAGAAAUUCAGGAGAUAAGGAAGUCAUUUUGGCAAUAGAGAAUACCCUAGAUGAAAUUACGAAGUUAUUUCAAUCCAAUUCUAAUAGCCAAAAGAGUCUGACUACGAACCAAGAUUUUAAUGAGAAAUUGACUAUGCUAAUGAGUAAUAUAUUAAGCUAG